CGGUGUGUCGACAAUCGCAGUCGUAUUGCCGGCUGUACAUCCAUUGCAGCAUUCGACGCAACCGCACCGCAGUUACCGUAUUUUAGCGAGUUAAUUCAAUUUUAUAUUUUGUAAAACCGUUUUUGUUUAAACGAUGUCCGCCGCCUGCGUUCCCGACAGCAUCAAGUGCCUGGACGGAGUCGACUACGAAGUCGUAAAACACAACCCUCAUUUCGAAUGGGUGACCGAAUACGAGAAUACUAUUAAACAAUUGGCCUCGGAAGUGUUUGACACUUUAGGAGUGGUCGACGGAAACAAGCUGGACAUCGUCGUUAAGGGUCUCGACAGGUUCCAAGCAAACCUGAAAACGUUAAUGGACGUACUGGUGAAACAGGUUACCGAGAAAUCUGGUGUAAACGAGCAGGCUAAAUCGUUCGCCGGUGAAUGGGCUGAAGCCGCCAAGUACCACGCCGAUCUCAAGUACCAUCACAUGGGUGGCGGUCCAACUGCAAAGAGUGUGCGCUGGGGCUUCGAAGGCACCAUCAAGUACAUAAUAGUGUGUUCCACGACUUUGGCGGACAAGGAUAACGAUACCGACUUCAAAAAGGAAAUUUCUGGAUACGUGAAAGACUCAAUCAUUCAAAGUCUAAUCGAUCAACUAAACGGUGUCAAGAGUGAACUGGAAGCACUCCAAAAAGCGUAGCGUGUAGACGCAACUACGGAGUUAUGUACUGUGACGAAAAUUUCAAUACAUACCUACCUAUUCAAUAUUAUAUAAAACAAACAUCAACAUUUAUCAAUAUGCAUGGUUAUUAUUAUAUAUUUUAUAGCACCAACUAGCAACUAUACAAUCUUGAUAAGUUUUUUUAUUUUUUAUUUUUUAAUUUGUCGUCAAUAUUAUAUGAAUUUAUAAAACUUUUUCUAUUAUUUAUAAAUUAUAAAAUAAAUAUACAAAUAUCUGAAA
This is a messenger RNA of Rhopalosiphum maidis (corn leaf aphid), 943 nucleotides long. RefSeq lists its product as uncharacterized. The record is from RefSeq and is a predicted model, not a curated record. The transcript has 4 exons. Bases 134 to 682 code for a protein of 182 amino acids. NCBI's taxonomy places the organism in Eukaryota, Metazoa, Arthropoda, Insecta, Hemiptera, Aphididae.